CACCAAGGUAUACCGCGCGAGCACUUUUGCUCCUGUGAACAUCGCCGUCAUCAAANNUACUGGGGCAAGCGCGAUGCCAAACUCAAUCUUCCUACCAACAGCUCUCUCUCCGUGACACUGUCGCAAGACGAUCUCCGCACCCACACAACUGCCUCGUGCAGCAGCCAAUACCCCAAGGACUCGCUCACCCUCAACGGUUCAGACCAGGACAUUUCCGGUGCCCGCACACAAGCCUGUCUCGCUGAGUUGCGUGCUCUUCGUCGUCAGCUCGAAGAAUCAAACUCGUCGCUUCCCAACCUCUCCUCCCUACCUCUCAAGAUUGUUUCGCGCAACAACUUCCCUACUGCCGCUGGUCUUGCUUCGUCCGCCGCAGGUUUCGCUGCCUUCGUUCGUGCAAUUGCCAACCUCUACGAGCUGAAGUCGACACCAACCGAGUUGAGCCGCAUCGCAAGACAGGGCUCUGGUUCAGCAUGCCGCAGUCUGUUCGGUGGUUACGUCGCAUGGCAGAUGGGCGACAAGAAGNAUGGAAGCGACAGUGUCGCUGUUGAGGUCGCUCCUGCAGAGCACUGGUCCGACAUGCGUGCCGUCAUUCUCGUCGCAUCUGCCGAGAAGAAGGACGUCAGCAGCACUUCUGGUAUGCAACAGACCGUUGCAACUUCGACUCUCUUCGCUGAACGCAUCGCAAACACCGUGCCACGCCGCAUGCAAGAGAUGGAGAAGGCCAUUGCCGACAAGGACUUCGCCGCUUUCGCCAGCCUCACCAUGAAGGACAGCAACUCAUUCCACGCUACUUGCCUCGAUACUGAGCCUCCGAUCUUCUACAUGAACGAUACUUCUCGUGCCGCUAUCCGCAUGGUCGACAUAAUCAACUCAGAAGCAGGAAAGACUAUCGCUGCAUACACCUUCGAUGCCGGCCCGAACGCUGUCGUCUACUACCAGGCUCACGAAGAGGCCAAGGUCGCUGGUGUCUUCAAGGCCGUUCUUGGUGACAAGGAGGGUUGGGAGGGUGCUCGCGGCAAAGCUGUUGAGGCCACCAACGCUCCCAAGGACUCAGAAGUAGCUGCCGAUCGCCUGAAACAAGGUAUCAGCAGAGUUAUCCUUACCUCUGUCGGUCCUGGCCCCAUCAAGACCGACGAGAGCUUGAUUGAUGAGAACGGCAACACCAUC
This is a messenger RNA of Aureobasidium musti, 1167 nucleotides long. NCBI's taxonomy places the organism in Eukaryota, Fungi, Ascomycota, Dothideomycetes, Dothideales, Saccotheciaceae. The record is from the annotation of a GenBank genome assembly.